This is a messenger RNA of Rotaria sp. Silwood1, 3436 nucleotides long. The record is from the annotation of a GenBank genome assembly. NCBI's taxonomy places the organism in Eukaryota, Metazoa, Rotifera, Eurotatoria, Philodinida, Philodinidae.
AGCAUGGCAAAUACAUGAAAAACUUGAAUAUUCUAGUGAACAAACUGAAGCCAAACUUAAAGAUAUGUUUGAAAAACUACUUAAAUCAUCUGAUUUGCUUUCACCAUCUGUGGCAAAAUUACUUCAAAAAGCAGGAUUACCUGUAGAAGAAAAAGAACUUUUAAGACUAACAAAUCCUGCUAGUAUUUCUGUCCAAGCUAGUUAUCAAGGACUACGUAUCGAAGGUCCAAUAACAAGAAAGACAUUUGUAGAUUUGAUUGAAGCUUUUCAACAUGGAGAAGUUUUACAUGAAAAAUAUGUCUGUGAAAUUCUUCAUCAAGCACGUGCUAUACUUAAAACUUUACCAAAUUUUAAUCAUAUUGAUUUAUCUAAUUUACAUCAUAUAUACAUAAUUGGUGAUCUUCAUGGACAAUUGGCUGAUUUACUACAUAUAUUUAAUGCGAAUGGAUUACCUGCAAUUGACAAUCCAUAUGUAUUCAAUGGAGAUUUUGUUGAUCGAGGUCCAAAUUCAGUUGAAGUUAUACUUCUACUUAUGGUUGCAUUGAUUGUUAAUCCAAGUUCAGUCUUUCUUAAUCGAGGUAAUCAUGAAGAUAUUAUGGUUACAGUUCGAUAUGGUUUUCAAAAUGAAGUUAACAAAAAAUAUCCAGCACGUAAAACACCAGUACUUGAUCUAUUUAAAGAUAUAUUUAGUUGGCUACCACUUUAUUCAUAUGUUGAUGCGGGAAAAUCUAGAAUGAUGAUAGUACAUGGAGGAAUAUCUGAUAAAGUUAAUUUAAAGAAAAUAAAUACUCUUACAAGAAAUCGAUAUGUUUCGAUUGAGGUACCACCACAAUCUCAAAGUGGUGGUAAACGAUUGACUGCUGAUGAAGAUAAUGAAUAUCGUCAAAUACAAGAUUUAUUUUGGAGUGAUCCAGAUCCUCAUAAUCGUAAAGGUUGUAGAAAAAAUGAUGCAAGAAAUAUGGCCUGUUUCUUUGGUCCAGAUAUAACAGAACAAUUUCUUAAUAAAUAUAAUCUGUCGAUGAUUAUACGUUCACAUCAAGUCAAAGAAGAGGGUUAUGAAUUUACACAUGAUCGCAAAGUUUUAACUGUUUUUAGUGCAUCAAAUUAUUGUAAAGGAUCCAAUUGGGGUGCAAUUGUACGAUGGGAUUAUAAUGAACUAGAGCCAUGGUUAAUUUCAUAUAAAACUGAACCUGUUGAAAUGGAAAAAUUAAGCUUUAAUAAACAAGUAACACUAUUUGAAGAUCCAGCUUAUCAAUCAUUAUUAGAAAAAAUUAUGACAAAUAAAAGUUUAUUUCAAAAAGAAUUUGAAAAAGCAGAUAAAAAUCAAACUAAUCAUUUAUCUUUGACAGUUUGGUCUGAAAUAAUGACAAAGGUACUUCAAAUUGAUUUACCUUGGCUUACAUUACGUUCAAAACUUGUACAAGAAGAUACAAAAGGAAUUCUUUAUAAUUCUAUGUUUGAUGGAUUAACUUUAGAUAAUUCAAAAUUUCAAAUGUCUAAUACUGGUAUUAUGGAAGAUUUAUAUAUGUGGAAAGACAUGCUUAUAUUAUUAUUUAAUUUAAUAGAUUUCAAUCAUUCAGGUUUUAUAAGUCGUAAUGAAUUUUCUGACUGUGUUAAACUUUUACUUUAUGGGGAAAAUGGUAAUGGUGAUGUAAAUGAAGCAUAUAUUGAAGAACUUAGUUCUGCUAUGGAUUUGGAUAAAAAUGGGAAAAUUGAUGUUAAUGAAUUUCUUGGUAAGAUUUGAAUACGAUGUUCAUUCCGAGUCAAUUACAUGAGAUAUAAUCAUCAACGUGAUUAGAUCUUGCCUAGGUCGUAAUCAUAUUAGAACUUCAUAAAUCUAAUUUUAAAUAUAUUUCGAAAACUUUCUCGUAUGCUGUAAGAUUGGUGAAAAUCGUUUGCAGUUUUUAUAAAAUCUCUAUUCUGUUUGCAAAAAAUUACAUCAAGUUUAAAACUGUCGAAUCUAAUGCGUUCUACUUGGAAUGGCUACUUUGACAUUCAAGUCUCAAUUUUCAUUUGUCUAAAACUUUUCUGAUCCUAUUGUAACUGUUUAGUACAAUAGACAAACUCUUUCUUAUUCUUUAUGUAUUUCGAAAGAGCAAAAUAUUACUUUUGAAUAAUGAAGUGAAAACAAUCUAUCAGACUAAUUUUUUGUGCACAAUAUGUAUUAUUUUUCUUUUUUGUAUUCUAGAAAGUUUUCGUAUUGUUAAUGUGAAGAAGUCAGGAAACUCGAAUCAACAAACAUAUCAAUCAGGAUCAUCAAAGCAAAAAGUUCAAAAUACUAACUUUUAAUCAAAUGAAAUGCUAGUAAACAAUAAAAUACGUUUAUGAGAUAUUAAAUAUGACAAUAAUUAUACGCAUAAAUAUUCAUUCCUCAAAUUAAUUUAAUAUGAACUAAUCAAUCUCUUUUUUUUUCAUAUUAUUGUCCUUGUUUAUGUUUUCAUGUAUUAAAAAAACAAAGUUUAUUUUUUUUUCUCUGAUGUUUUCUUUUAUGAUCAAAAUAGCGAACAAAAAUAAAAAUCUAUUUGUUGGGUGUUUUUCUAAAGAAUGACUAGCAAAGAUAUUUUUCGAUAAUGGACAUAUUACAUAUCAUGUCAAAUACGUCAUAAUGACAGGUUCGAAUGUAAGAUUUAGCAGUAAAAUAUUCAGAAGUGCGUCGCAUUGGACAUAUACAAAUAUUUCUUCGAAUAUUCAAACUCUAUAUUAAUCAAAGGUAAAUUUGUAUUAUAGUUCCAUAUGAAUUAAAGAUAGCUCAUGAAUUAAAAAGAUCAUCAUAAGUAAAAAAAAAACCAUGGAUUCAUAUACAAAUUGGGUCAUAAAUAAUACUAUGAUAUAAAGAACAUAAAAUAUGGUUGUUUCAAUUCGUUCGCAUAGGUUCAUUUUUGGACUAAUGGUAGUAGUUUAUUUAAAGUUUUCUUCUCAUAUAUAUAACAUGAACAAAUACUAUUAAUAAGUAUUCCUUCAUAGAGUUUGUCUUGAUUUCUAUUGAUUAUUUUCUUAAGUACCAACUGAAAAUUAUCUAUACGACAUUACGCAUGUAUCUUUCUUACUUGAUAAUAGAUAAAAGUACUUUCAAGAUACCAGCAAUAGAACUUAAUAGUAGCAUUUGCUUAUCUUAUCCAUAUGCACAAAAAACUUUAAAUGAAAUAACUUCUACUACUAAACAAAAAAAUUAGCUCGGUUCAUUGAACUAAGGCGUAGAUAUUUCAUUGUUUUUCGUUGUACAGGGUUGCCAAAAAUGUUUUGCCUGGGGGAUACAGCUCCAAUGGCAAAUGAUAUCAAUAUUGAAUUUUAUACCAAAUGGAAGCCCGUCAAAAAUGGGUUUAUUCAUACGAAUAAAUAAGGGCUAUAAAGACUUUUCUCUAUCGAACUUUGAUAAUUUUGUAAAAAUGCAUGAACCAUAGUCAUAGCAAAACUAUCCUUUAUCAUAGAGAACUCA